This is a messenger RNA of Otolemur garnettii (small-eared galago), 2866 nucleotides long. RefSeq names its product phosphofructokinase, liver type (gene PFKL). Gene Ontology annotation, molecular function: monosaccharide binding; fructose-6-phosphate binding; ATP binding. The transcript is spliced from 21 exons. The coding region runs from base 13 to 2277 and encodes 754 amino acids. Gene Ontology annotation, cellular component: membrane; 6-phosphofructokinase complex; cytoplasm. The record is from RefSeq and is a predicted model, not a curated record. Gene Ontology annotation, biological process: fructose 1,6-bisphosphate metabolic process; canonical glycolysis; fructose 6-phosphate metabolic process. Lineage: Eukaryota; Metazoa; Chordata; Mammalia; Primates; Galagidae.
UCUCUCACAGGUAUGAAUGCUGCCGUCAGGGCUGUGACACGGAUGGGCAUUUACGUGGGUGCCAAAGUCUUCCUCAUCUACGAGGGCUACGAGGGCCUCGUGGAGGGAGGUGAGAACAUCAAGCAAGCCGACUGGCUCAGCGUCUCAAACAUCAUCCAGCUGGGUGGCACUGUCAUAGGCAGCGCCCGCUGCAAAGCCUUCAUGACUCGGGAGGGACGCCUGGCAGCAGCCUACAACCUGGUACAACGCGGCAUCACCAACCUGUGUGUUAUCGGUGGGGAUGGCAGUCUCACUGGAGCUGAUAUCUUCCGCAGCGAGUGGGGUGGCCUGCUGGAGACACUGGUGGGAGAAGGUAAGAUCUCAGAGACCACAGCUCAGACCUACUCACACCUGAACAUCGUGGGGCUGGUGGGCUCCAUUGAUAACGACUUCUGCGGCACCGACAUGACCAUUGGCACUGACUCGGCCCUGCACCGCAUCAUGGAGGUUAUCGACGCCAUCACCACCACUGCCCAGAGCCACCAGCGGACCUUUGUGUUGGAGGUGAUGGGCCGGCACUGCGGGUACCUGGCGCUGGUAUCCGCACUGGCCUCAGGGGCUGACUGGCUGUUUAUCCCAGAGGCACCACCUGAGGACGGCUGGGAGAACUUCAUGUGCGAGAGGCUGGGUGAGACUCGGAGCCGAGGGUCCCGACUAAACAUCAUCAUCAUUGCGGAGGGUGCCAUUGACCGCCAUGGGAAACCCAUCUCUUCUGGCUACGUGAAGGAUCUGGUUGUGCAGAGGCUGGGCUACGACACACGCAUCACUGUGCUGGGCCACGUGCAGAGAGGAGGGACCCCCUCGGCCUUUGACCGAGUCCUGAGCAGCAAGAUGGGAGUGGAGGCCGUGAUGGCGCUGCUAGAGGCCUCACCCGACACGCCAGCCUGCGUGGUCAGCCUCUCUGGGAACCAGUCUGUGCGUCUGCCCCUCAUGGAGUGUGUGCAGAUGACCAAGGAGGUGCAGAAAGCCAUGGACAACAAGAGGUUUGACGAGGCCAUCCAGCUCCGCGGCAGGAGUUUCGAGAACAACUGGAACAUUUACAAACUCCUUGCCCACCAGAAGCUCUCCAAGGAGAAGACCAACUUCUCCCUGGCCAUCCUGAACGUGGGGGCCCCGGCGGCUGGCAUGAACGCGGCUGUGCGCUCAGCGGUGCGGACUGGUAUUUCUCAGGGCCACACAGUAUAUGUUGUGCACGACGGCUUUGAAGGCCUGGCCAAGGGUCAGGUGCAGGAAGUGGGCUGGCACGAUGUGGCCGGCUGGCUGGGGCGUGGUGGCUCCAUGCUGGGGACCAAGAGGACACUGCCCAAGGGACAUAUGGAGUCGAUCGUGGAAAACAUCCGCACCUACAGCAUCCAUGCCCUGCUGGGGGUGAACAGAGCGUUCACCCUGCAGGCCUACGAGGGGGUGCUGCAGCUGGUGGAGGCGCGCGGGCGCUAUGAGGAGCUGUGUAUCGUCAUGUGCGUCAUCCCGGCCACCAUCAGCAACAACGUGCCAGGCACUGACUUCAGCCUGGGCUCCGACACCGCCGUCAACGCUGCCAUGGAGAGCUGUGACCGGAUCAAGCAGUCAGCAUCAGGGACCAAGCGCCGCGUGUUCAUUGUGGAGACCAUGGGGGGCUACUGCGGCUACUUGGCCACUGUGACAGGCAUCGCCGUGGGGGCUGAUGCUGCCUAUGUGUUUGAGGACCCUUUCAACAUCCACGACUUGAAGGUCAACGUGGAGCAUAUGACGGAGAAGAUGAAGACAGACAUCCAGAGAGGCCUGGUGCUCCGGAAUGAAAAGUGCCACGACCACUACACCACGGAGUUCCUGUACAACCUGUACUCAUCUGAGGGCAAGGGCGUCUUUGACUGUAGGACCAACGUCCUGGGCCACCUGCAGCAGGGUGGUGCUCCGACCCCCUUUGACCGGAACUAUGGCACCAAGCUGGGGGUAAAGGCCAUGCUCUGGAUGUCGGAGAAGUUGAGGGCCGUCUACCGCAAGGGGCGGGUGUUUGCCAACGCCCCAGACUCGGCUUGUGUGAUUGGUCUGCAGAAGAAGGCCGUGGCUUUUAGCCCCGUCACAGAGCUCAAGAAUGACACUGACUUUGAGCACCGCAUGCCCCGGGAGCAGUGGUGGCUGAACCUGCGGCUCAUGCUGAAGAUGCUGGCACACUACCACAUCAGCCUGGCCGACUACGUGUCUGGGGAGCUGGAGCACGUCACCCGCCGCACCCUGAGCAUUGACAAGGGCUUCUGAGGCCGCACGUCUGCCUGCCUGUGCCAGUGCCCACUUGUGCCCUAUGCCUGCCCGCCUGCACCCCACACCUGCCUGUGCCCAGCGUCUGUCUCCGGGCUUCCUAAUCCCCCAUGCAAGCCCCAGUCCCUGGCACCAAGGCUGUAGCUGAUUAGGCCUGGGCUGCUGUACCUGGGACCUGCAGGCAAGUGCGGGGGCCCUGCUCAGCCCGGCUCGGGACUCUCAUGGCCCCUGUCUGCCCCGCUGCUCCCCAGGCCUCUGGGGCUUCUGUGAGCCAGUCUGCUGCCCUCCUCUAGGACAGAGCCACCUUCCCACCCAGGGGAUGUGGGCUGGUGGUGUUUGGUCUCUGCAGCCCCAGCCUUGGCACUCGUAGGGCCCUCAGUCUCUCCACCUGUGGGUGAGCUCAUGUGGGUGGCCCUCACCAUCAUUUGCCCAAGGGCUUCCAGGCUGCCAGUGCCCAAGUCUCUGUGCCAAGAAGGGGCUGUGUUUACCACUCCCAGACCUCACUGUGACCUGCCAACACUGCCACCAGGGCUGAGCAGCACUUGUCACCUUUUCUAGAAUAAACUCACUCUGACUGUGGAGUCUGACA